Messenger RNA from Homalodisca vitripennis (glassy-winged sharpshooter), 3945 nucleotides. RefSeq lists its product as uncharacterized. Bases 453 to 1907 code for a protein of 484 amino acids. NCBI's taxonomy places the organism in Eukaryota, Metazoa, Arthropoda, Insecta, Hemiptera, Cicadellidae. Gene Ontology annotation, molecular function: protein binding. The record is from RefSeq and is a predicted model, not a curated record. The transcript is spliced from 3 exons.
UAAACUAACAUUUUUGUUUGUUUUGGUAUUAGUCACUAGGUUUCCUUUAUACGCUUUGGUCAUUUGUGAUUCUUUAUCACUAUCAGUAACGUAUUAAUUUCUAAAAUGAGUUAUAAUCAGUAAACAAAUGUAUUAAAAACAUUGACAGGCCUAAAGUAUUAAAUACAAUAUUGUUGUUUUCUUCGGUUUUUGUGAUUCUGUUUCUUAAUUUUAUAUGGUGAAUGUUGGGGUUCUUGAGUAAUACAUUUUCUUUAGUUUGGUUAUUUGUUACGAUGUUGAGGCAUUCAGAAUAGGCUUGUAUUAUAGUAUUAAUCUGUUGAUGUGGGAGAGGAUUGACACCAGAUGACAGUGCAGAGCAAAAUUCUGAUUUAAUUCAAAGCACCCUUUUUGUUUGAGACACUGCAGAGUACACUGGCAACAGAAAGUCAACUCAUAUUGAGAAGGGUCUGAAAAUGAUGCAGCCAGCUGACAUGCAAUCACUACCAGAGGAGUUGGUGGAGAUGAUAGCACAUCGAUUGUCAGUGAGGGACCUGACACGAUGUUGUACAGUUAGUCGUAGUUGGCGGGAGAUUUUUGGACAAGACCGACUAUGGCAGCCCCACUGUGAGGUGGACCUGGCAGAUUACCUUGCAGGCUGUAAAAGCAGGGUGAAGCCUCGCUUCGUAUCUCCGGAGACCAAUGAGUCCACUCUGAGUGAGAUUGGAACGUGGCGGCUCUGCUACAUGCGGCAGACCCAUCUGCGUAAUAACUGGAACAAGGGUAACUACCAAGAAUGUAGAGGAUUUUACAAUGAUUCGGACCUUGAUUACGUCUUCAAGCGUAUAUUCUACAAAAAAAAUUAUAUUCUAGAGUUCAAAGAAGAGAAGAUUGUGGUCUGGGAUGUCCGAAGGAUUCCGGUAGUAUAUGGAGAUAUCCCUUAUCAAUUGAGUGCCAACCCGGAAAUUGGUGUUUUUGAAGUGAUUGGCAGUAAUAAAAUUGUGGUUCUCCAAGACACAUUAGUAGUUGUUUACAGCUUGAAUUUGAAAAGAAAAUCUUUGCGGGUUGUGCACAUGUUUUUAUUCCAGACUUCUGAAAAAUUAGCUGGCACAGAUGAAGAGUUGUAUGAUUUAAUUGUAGAAGAACGGAAAUAUGUCCGUGUUGAAUGUACGGUUGUCCGUAACAUUCUUGUGGGAAUUGUCAAAGAGGAGAAGCCUCUAAGGGUGCACAUUUGGAAUGUUGAGACAGGAGAAAAAUUGAAGGAACAAAGUUUUCCUUGUAGUGACAGUUUAACAAUUUCUUCCUUCAGCCAAAACAACAAAACAUUAAAUAUACUUUUUGACUUGGGAGAGGAGAUUGAUGAGCAAACAAUUGUACAUCAUUAUGUUUACAACCUCACCAUGCUUGCAUUCUACCCUUUCCACAUAAAACACCAAAUCCGCAAUGUUUAUAGAACAUACCUGAGCCAAGAAUUUUACAGCAUUUUAUGUGACAAGUUUGUCGCCAUAUGGGUGAACAACACGUUAUACGUGUAUAAUCUUUUGUCUGAAUUGAUAUAUACCCAUGAUUACCCAUGUGAAGCCUCAUUAUAUAGAUCUUUAUGGUGCAGUCAGGAUAAUAUUAUUGUUAAAAUGGAUAGUGUAAUCUCAGUUGUCAACCCCCAUUCCAAAUCAGUUGAGGCACAGUUUUGUUUGAGGAAAUACAACCAACCUUUGACAAAUGUAAUUAAUGGGCGUGCUAUUGCUGUAUAUAAGAUUAAUAAAACUAAAGUUUAUAUUGGUCUGGAACAGGAAGGUGGAGACAAGGACAAAGGGUGCGUUUCAAUCCCAUUAUACUACUUUACCACAGCCAUCCUCUUGUUGGUAAACAACUAUGGUACUAAAGUCAUGCUGAAGGAAGAUAAAAACAUGGUUGUUGUGAACUUCUGGUAAGGUGAAACGAUCUGAUAGUAGAACUCAACCAAGUUGUUAUUUAUUUGUUUUUUUAAUUUUGACAACUCUUGUACGAAGAAAAUUCUGGGAGGGAUAAUUGAUUGAUGUAAAGCUGUGUUUUAAAAACAUUAUCAAUGAAUUCGUAUACCUAUUUUCUGGGUGCACAAUUCAUUUGUAUUAGGUUUAUAAAUCAGUAUUUAAUUUUUAUGCAUACCUACUUGCAUAGCAGUGGAAACGGACACUUUUGGAAUUUUUAAAUGCCACAACUGUAUCUCCAAAAAUUUGUUUUUAUCUCAGAAAUCUAGAUCAGAAACAUUUUUAACAAGGUUCAGAUAAGAUAUCACGUUAUUCUUACUAAUCUACUAUAGAUUAAGAAAUUACACAAAUGUGUAUAUGCUGACAUUUAAUGCAGUUUUAUAUUGAAAUUUAAUGCAGUCAACUUACACUCAACAUUUACUUUGGAAUGUUACACAUUUGAAGAUCAAUUAUUACCAAGUAUUACCUUGUUAAGGUGAAAACUAUUCAGCAAGUAUAUUGUAGCAGCUAAAGAUUUUAUACAGGUCCCUGCCUUUGAAAGUAUUUUUAUUAAUGACUAUUAAAAUAGUCACCAUUUUCUUUAAACAGUAUUUGUAAACUAUUAUUGUGAAUGUAUUUCUGAACCUUUCUAUUUAUAUUACUGCACUGGAUUAUUUAAAUGUUACUUUUUGGAAAUAUCUCUAAUUUAUAUUAUUUUAAAUUGAAUUUAUUUAUCAAUGGAUAAAGCACAUUUUUCUGGAAGAGCAGCUAUGUAAACUGAUCAAGUUUAUGUUUUAGUAAAGGAGGAAAAAUGUGUUGCCGUCCAUGAACUUGUUACAGAGGUUGGAAUAAGUUUAUUCACUUUUAUUGGCUUAGGAAAAUGCGUCUUUACUUUUUGCCCAAACUAGAACCAUCUUGUUAUUUCAGGUUUUAAAGCUAUCUGAAACAGCACCACGUUGUUUCCAAUCAUGCUCUCACUUGAAUUACUUGCAAGACUUGCUCCCAAAAGUAGUUGAUAAACUAGCCUAUUUUGUCCUUUCCCUACCAUAUAACUUACUUACCUCAUGAGCCAGGCUCUUGGGUGGUUGCUCAGCCGCCAAUCCAUGUUUAGACAUUUUACAGUGUUUUACAUAACGACAGCAGAAUACUGAUUUACAUUUAGCGAUAUGAGGCAUUUUGUGUAUCAGCUGUGAAAGGGUGAAGAGGGUCUCUGGUUAAAAUACGAGUAAGCUAUUUUUACAUGAAAAAAUAAAGUUUUAAAUACAAUAAACAGAUACCUUUUGAGUAGACAGUAUUUCCAACUAACAAAACAAGUGAUGAAAUAAGAUUUUAGGGUCUUUUGGUUUAAGGGUUACUUUCUGUUGAUUUAAUAUUUCAGUGCCUUCCAACUGUUCUAAUAGAUAAUUUGUUACGAUUUUUUCUAUGCUACAAUAGAAUUUCAUUGUUAAAUAAUCAAGAAAUCUUUCAUUUUCCAAUCAUGUUUUGGCUGUGGAUGCUAUUCAUCAAAGUUAUGUGCUUUUCAACUUUUAUUUAGUAAUGGUGUGCGCACCACUUAUACUCAGAUUUUAAUAUUCAGUUUUCUGCAGAAGUGAGAGAUGAACUACAAUAAUUUAUCACUACAAAUAGUCCAGUUUGUGGCUACUUUACGUUGUUGUUGAGCUGCCCUUAUAGUGGCUUAGCACCAGCUUGUACUGUAACCAUCACUUUGUUUUGGAUUGCAUUUAUUCACAUUGCACAGUAAUGUUCCUUCAUUCAUUAGAAGAACAAAAUAGGUCUUUCUAUCCUGUAUUUUUUCUGGCAAUGGUACAUUGUCUGUAGAGCAUAGCAGAAGUAAAAAAUGUUAAUUUUCAUUGUUAUGUCCAACCGAAUUCGUUUGUCUUUACUGAAAUGCCGUUAUAAUCUGGGAGCCUAGAAACAAUGUGCAUUGCAUAAGCAAACAACCUGGUUUUUCUUGAAACCUGUAGACGAUUUUUUUUAAAGAAAUUGAUUGCCAGCCGCUCUAAUUUAGGUGGAGGUCAAAGUG